Molecule: messenger RNA, 1358 nt
Organism: Dama dama (fallow deer)
Lineage: Eukaryota; Metazoa; Chordata; Mammalia; Artiodactyla; Cervidae
Gene: ANKRD39
Product: ankyrin repeat domain 39
Exons: 4
Coding region: 22-573 (183 amino acids)
Biological process (GO): regulation of cardiac muscle contraction; protein localization to T-tubule
Cellular component (GO): T-tubule
Molecular function (GO): protein binding
Source: RefSeq, a predicted model, not a curated record
UGGGCGGGCGCGGAGAGCGACAUGGCGGCGCCGCGGCCCUGCGCGGAUGGGCCCUGCUGCUCCCACCCCAGCGCGGCGCCCGGCGUGCAGCAGACGCUAGACGAGAUGGACUUCGAGAGGGGAAUCUGGUCGGCAGCCCUGAACGGAGACCUGGGCCGAGUGAAAUAUUUAAUCCAAAAGGCGGCGGACCCCAGCCAGCCUGACUCCGCAGGCUACACGGCUCUACACUAUGCCAGCCGCAAUGGGCACUACGCCGUGUGCCAGUUCCUACUGGAGAGUGGGGCCAAGUGUGAUGCCCAGACGCACGGGGGAGCCACCGCCCUGCACCGCGCCAGCUACUGCGGGCACACGGACAUUGCCCGGCUCCUGCUCUCGCACGGCUCCAACCCCAGGCUGGUGGACGCCGACGGCAUGACCAGUCUGCACAAGGCCGCCGAGAAGGGUCACCUGGACAUCUGCUCCCUCCUGCUGCAGCACAGCCCAGCCCUGAAGGCUGUUCGGGACCGGAAGGCCCGGCUCGCCUGCGACCUGCUGCCUGGCAACAGUGACCUGCGGGACCUUCUGGCCAGCUGAGUCGCCGCCCCGUCUCAGACAGCGCCCGAGGACUCAGACUGGCUCUCCCAGCCCCCAUCUGGACAGCACCCCAGCCGCAGGGUGAGCGCCUGAGGCCAGAGGAGCCCGGCAGAGCCUCGUUCUGGCCCGGCAAAGCGAGGGGACUCAGAUUGCGGGGCGCCAGGGUGGCCGCCUGGACAGAUGAUUGUAUUCUAAAUUAGCUCAUGUGGGAACAUCUAUCCGUUUAGAAAAAAUAAAGUCAUAGCCUCACCUCAUCCCCUGCACAAAAAUAAAUUUGGAGUUAAGACCCAAAUCUGAAAAUAUAAAACUCCGUAAGCAUGAGAAGCAGCUUUGGAAUACGUGACACAUGAAAAGCUGCUUUCUAGCCAGGUGACCUUGGCACAAGUCACUGUCCCCCCUGUGUCCCGCGUCCCCAUCUCUCGAGAGGAGUGACUGUGGUGGGGUCCGUGUGCGGAUGAGACAAGUGAAGAUCUGAGGAGCACUGGCGGGGUGCCCAGAGCCGUGCAGACAGCAUUUGAGCUCCCACCUCCCCAAAACCUGACCCACACCUGCAUCUAUACCAUAAUUUCAUUCAUGUUAACUGCCCGAGAGACAAGGUGCUAUUGCUUUGUUUUAUGUUGCAUUCACUGCUGAUAUUACUAGUGAGGUUGAAUGCCUGUCUUCUGUGACCUUGUUCAAAUUUAAAGUUUUUAAUUUUUAAAUUUUUUUUCUUUUUUCAGAGGAGUCGUUUAUGUACUUUGGAUAUUGAUCCUUUGUUUUGUGUAUAUAUCUAUAUGUAUCUUUUU